AUUUUGUAUUUUCAGAACCAAAGUGACGAUGAUUAUCUCUGACUUGUUUUACUCUUAUGGCACCCUUUGUGGGAAGUAUUCGAUGCAGCUCGCAAUCGCAUUUAGCACUAUUGUGUCCGUCAUGGUUUCGAAAACGGCGCCGAAGUUUCCCUUUUCGUGGAAUAAUGCAGCCGUCGAGUAUUCUAGUCCGAACGGCUUAGACGGAGUUGUACUUACCAUUACAAGAGUAGUUGCUAUUCUGUCAGCCUACCAGCAAAUUCAAUGCAUAAACAAAAUUGGUAUGCGCAAAAUUCUCUUUUUCACAGUUUUGCUGGCAGCAAUAUCUUCAUUCGUUUUCUUUAUUCUCGUUAGCUACAUUUUCGCUCCGAUCCAAGUGAACAUUAUUGAUAUUCUUCCUUUCUUUAUUCUGCUACUAGAUGUGCCGAAAACAGUCUGCCUCGGCCAAAGAGUGUUCGCCGCGCAGUCGACAAGUAGAUACGUUUACAGAAUCGCUUUGGCCUCCGCGUUUCAAAAUUUCGGUCCUCUUUAUUUUUUGAAUUUUGUGGUUUCCAUUUCAUUGUUAGCGAUGGGACUCAUUUUGAACCUGAAAUAUCUGAAAUUGGUAUGUCUAUUAUCAAUUAUAUGUGUGUCAUCCAUUUAUGCAUGUUUUAUGACGAUAUACCCUGCCCUUCUGGUGCUAUUUUCUGAAGUCUGUCUCUAUGGCUGUAAACCAGCUAGUAAACAUCACGAGUUCAUCAUCGACUGUCGAGACAUCGACUGCUCCUUCAUGACCUCAGAUACUAGUUCGACCAUGAUGAAAGUGAAAGCUCUGAUCUCGGUCGGAUCCAUUGCGGUCCAUGUUUUGAUAUACUACCUCAAUCCCUCUGAUUGUGCUUACUCUCUGUGCAAAACCGCAAUCAGCUAUGACGAGCAUAUUUACGAUUUGCACGCAAUAGCAGACCGCGAAACCAUAGAUUUGAUUUACGGUUACUCGGUGGAAACGGAACCUGUGAUUCUACUAGUUCUUGCUAUAUCCCUUGCCUUUAAGUUUGCAUUAAGUGAAAGCUACUCGCCAUCGUCAAACGUCGUCCAAUUGAAUCAUACAGAUCCGCCAUCUCAAAUUGACCUAGUAGCGUUUGUGGUGGGAAGUGAUUCCACGGACGGAGCCGGAGGUGAUAACUCAAUCGCGAGGCGGCGAAAAUCUCCUUCCAUGUCGAAUAAUAUAGCAGGUGACCAGCCUGUAGUUGACCGCACGGUUUCUUGGAGCUCAGGGGGUCAGAUGGAUGACAUACGAUCCUUUGCAGAAUGCAGCGAGAUCCUUGAAAACGAAGGACUCGUAAGUCUGGCAGACCUGGAAAUAGUGAUGUUGAUCAAAACGAAGAAAGUGCAGGCGUAUAGUUUGGAACAGAGAGUGGAUUCGAAACGAGCUGUGGCCAUUCGAAGAGAACUCAUUUCGCAACAGUCUUCGAACUCUUCUAUUUUCGAUCUGCCUUACAUGUACUUUGAUUAUGAUGAAAUGAGAAACGCGUGUUGUGAGAAUGUAAUUGGCUAUGUGCAGCUACCCGUUGGGGUUGUUGGACCCCUUACUGUAAACGAUCAGCCACUUUUCGUUCCUUUAGCAACUACAGAAGGUGCACUUGUAGCCAGUACUAAUAGAGGGUGCAAGGCGCUUCACCAGGGCGUCCGGGUAGUUGUCAACGACUCGGGGAUGACAAGAGCUCCGGCAGUUAAGUUCCCAACAAUAGUGCAAGCUGACGUGUUCUGCAAUUGGUUUAAGAAUGAAGGCAACAUCGACAAGCUGCGUGCUGAAAUAUCAGAGGACAGCAAACAUACCAAGUUAGUUUCAGUUACGCCCACUCAAUCGGGAAAACAUGUGUUUCUCCGUUUUCAAGCAACGACUGGUGAUGCGAUGGGAAUGAAUAUGGUCUCGAAAGCCGUGGAAAAGUGCCUUCUUUAUCUUAAGUGCGAGUUUACAAGCAUGAAAAUUAUAACCGUCAGUGGAAAUAUGUGUACUGACAAGAAGCCGUCGGCUAUAAAUUGGAUUCUAGGACGGGGCAAAAAAGUUGUAGCGGAAGCUGUUAUAUCUAAACAAAUCGUGCAAAGUGUGCUUAAAACUCAAGUUGACGACUUAGUUGAGCUUAAUAUUGUAAAAAAUCUUCUUGGAUCUACGUUGGCCGGAUCCAUAGGCGGGUUCAACGCGCAUGCUGCUAACAUUAUCACUGCUAUAUUCAUUGCUACUGGCCAAGAUCCCGCUCAAGUUGUGGAAAGCUCGAACUGCACGACUUAUAUGGAAAAAACAGAGGACGGAAACCUUUCGAUUACUUGUACUUUGCCAUGUUUGGAAGUCGGAACACUAGGGGGUGGAACAAUGCUGCCGGCCCAGAAAGCGGCGCUUAAGAUGCUAAACGUGCAAGGUUCUACAUCUACGGAAACGGCUUCUAAUGAAAACGCUUUUUCAAAUGCGAAGCAACUGGCAGCUAUAAUUGGAUCUUGUGUCGUUGCGGGAGAGUUGUCACUCUUGUCAGCACUGUCAACCGGAGAUUUGGUCAAGAGCCAUCUGAAACUGAAUAGGUCUAACAAAGAUGCUGCUUCGCAAUGAACUAACUGAAAAUCAUCUUGUUACAAAUACGCAUUACUGAAUAUAAACACUAAAAGUAACUUAAUAGAAAAGCUAACUGGCCUCCUUGUAAAAUUUAAUUUAAUUUAAAACAAUUAUGUCCAUUUCAUGUUUUGGUACAAUAUGUAUCAUUUCUUAAUCAAAUCCUAUAUGCUUAACUUGAUUAAUUAUUUUUUAA
Molecule: messenger RNA, 2774 nt
Organism: Symsagittifera roscoffensis
Lineage: Eukaryota; Metazoa; Xenacoelomorpha; Acoela; Convolutidae
Exons: 1
Coding region: 29-2578 (849 amino acids)
Biological process (GO): coenzyme A metabolic process; isoprenoid biosynthetic process; sterol biosynthetic process
Cellular component (GO): endoplasmic reticulum membrane; peroxisomal membrane
Molecular function (GO): hydroxymethylglutaryl-CoA reductase (NADPH) activity; protein binding
Source: RefSeq, a predicted model, not a curated record